Molecule: messenger RNA, 891 nt
Organism: Olea europaea var. sylvestris
Lineage: Eukaryota; Viridiplantae; Streptophyta; Magnoliopsida; Lamiales; Oleaceae
Exons: 8
Coding region: 1-891 (296 amino acids)
Biological process (GO): endoplasmic reticulum to Golgi vesicle-mediated transport
Cellular component (GO): Golgi membrane; endoplasmic reticulum-Golgi intermediate compartment; endoplasmic reticulum membrane
Source: RefSeq, a predicted model, not a curated record
AUGAACAGGAACUCAGGAUUUCAAACUAGAGUGUCAAUACCAGCUGCUUCCUGUCAGCAAUUUGAUGCAGUUGGAAAUGUUUUUCAUGCAGCAGGAUCAGAUUUUAUCAGAACUGAAAUUGGAGCUUAUAAAGAGAAGAUUUUAGAAUCGGGCACCGAAUAUUUUCAAAGCAACGUGCGAAAUUUUAUUCACAGAUUCAUAUCCAGUCCACGAUAUUAUUUUCAAGUGAAUGACGACUACGUGAAAAACAAGUUGAAGAUGGUUUUGUUUCCAUUUCUCCACAAGGGACACUGGAUGAGAUCAAUGGAGCCUGCAGGGGGUGAAUUUUCAUUCAAACCUCCAAUUUACGACAUAAAUGCACCAGAUUUGUACAUUCCUAUGAUGGCAUUUGGUACAUAUUUAGUUCUUGCGGGUUUCUUUUUGGGCAUCAAUGGCAAGUUUAGCCCAGAAUCCCUUGGGAAAAGGAGGACAGGAGCGAAUGCUAUCCUAGGACAUCAACACCGGUCAGAAAUAUUGGCACUUGUUAUUUGUGUUAACUAUUGUUUUCUAGAAACCAUUUCAAUAACUGAGAGAAAGAUCGACAUUAUGUUCAUUGCUUUGUUUGGUUUGAGAUGCUUUUCUCCUUAUUAUAAUAUUAAAAUAUCCUACUUGGCUCACAACUGGGCAAAAUAUGACAGGCCAGUGAAUUCUUAUCCAUUACUCAACACUCUUCCAGCAAUUAUUCCCACUGUUCUCGGAGAAUUAAGUCCAGACAUGGGACAUCAUCCCGUUCAAGUAUUUGUUUUAGCUUCCAUCUCUAUGAAUCUUUAUCACUCUUUAUAUUGGUUUGCACAUGUUGUGGAGAAGAUGAAUAGAAUCUGGAAGUUGUUUGCACUACAGUCCCUUGGUUAG